AUUCAUCAAGGCUGUGAAGAAAUAAAAAUUCCUUAAUUAUUCGACAUCUGCACUUCUAUUUACGCUUGGUUCAUCGCUGUAUUCACGAUCAUGCAAUCGAGAGUUUGGCCAUUGCGAUUUCUCUUCCUCAUUACUUUCUUGGUAUCGAGGGCGAAGUGUCACGAGCUUGAUCCAGAUAAUAAUAGUACAAGAAACUUUUUGAAUAUCUUCAAAAGUAAAACGAAAGCUCCUCCUGGGCCAUGCUAUUGCAGCUGUGGACUUCGCAAUGAAGACAGUCGUAUAGUUGGUGGGCAGACUACACUGAUUAAUGAAUUUCCAUGGCAAGUGAGAUUGUCUUACAUGAACAGGUUCUACUGUGGCGGGACUCUCAUUAACGAUCGUUACGUUUUAACUGCUGCACAUUGUGUCAAAGGGUUUAUGUGGUUUAUGAUAAAAGUUACGUUCGGCGAGCAUGACCGAUGCACACAAAAAUCAACGAUUGAAUCAAGAUUUGUUGCGAGAGCUUUUAUUGGGAACUUUAGUUUUUUAAAUUUCGAUGACGACAUAGCCCUGCUUAGGCUGAGUGAAAGAAUUACAUUAUCGGAAACUAUAAGGCCAGUCUGUCUACCUUCGAACAAAGAUAAUCUAUACGUAGGAGCGAAUGCUCUUGCUUCCGGAUGGGGAACUUUGCACGAGGAUGGCAAACCAUCCUGUCUUUUGCAAUCAGUCGAUGUACCUGUGAUGAGCCUUGAAGACUGUCGCAACACCAGUUACAAUUCUCGUAUGAUAUCCGAAAAUAUGUUAUGCGCUGGAUAUCCCGAAGGGAAAAAAGAUUCUUGUCAGGGAGAUAGUGGUGGUCCACUUGUCACCGAGAGAGAGGAUAAAAAAUACGAGUUAAUCGGCAUUGUAUCUUGGGGAAAUGGAUGUGCCCGGCCAGGUUAUCCCGGUGUUUACACACGAGUCACUCGUUAUCUCAAAUGGAUUAUGAACAAUUCCAAAGACGGAUGCUUUUGUGAACAUUCUUGAUUUCAAAUUUAUUUAUGAUAUUGCAUUUAUAUACUCCCUCCUGGUGUUCAUUUGAAAAAUGAAAA
This is a messenger RNA of Ceratosolen solmsi marchali, 1070 nucleotides long. Its product is annotated as trypsin-1-like. The record is from RefSeq and is a predicted model, not a curated record. The transcript has 6 exons. Gene Ontology annotation, molecular function: serine-type endopeptidase activity. Lineage: Eukaryota; Metazoa; Arthropoda; Insecta; Hymenoptera; Agaonidae. The coding region runs from base 91 to 1005 and encodes 304 amino acids. Gene Ontology annotation, biological process: proteolysis.